Sapajus apella (tufted capuchin) is the source of this 6064-nucleotide messenger RNA. RefSeq names its product FYN binding protein 1 (gene FYB1). The record is from RefSeq and is a predicted model, not a curated record. Gene Ontology annotation, biological process: protein localization to plasma membrane; integrin-mediated signaling pathway; T cell receptor signaling pathway. Bases 2735 to 5254 code for a protein of 839 amino acids. NCBI's taxonomy places the organism in Eukaryota, Metazoa, Chordata, Mammalia, Primates, Cebidae. Gene Ontology annotation, molecular function: protein binding; lipid binding. Gene Ontology annotation, cellular component: plasma membrane. The transcript has 19 exons.
ACAGAGCAAGACUCCAUCUCAAAAAAAAAAAAAAAAAAAGCCUAAUGGAUAAAACACUGACAGUGCAUUUCAGUAAUAAUCAUUAGUAUUACUCAGAAUUGAUUAGUACUCUCUCCUUUAUCUACUUGCAAGCUGACUUUAAAAAUUAAGUUGGUUUUCCCUAGCCACCCUAUGCUUCUAGACCUCACAGACUCCACCUAGCCACUGCCUUCAGUGAGUACUGACGGGGCAGACUCAUUGAUUGCACCACUGCCUGAACAAAAACGGUUUUUCAGAAUAAAAACUUAUGAAAAAAGAGUAUAUGCCCACGUAUUUAAAGAAUUAUAAUCACUUUUGCAUUGUCUAAGUUACUCCUCCCUUCUACUAGCAGGAAUAAUUGCAGUGCCCACACUGCGAAAAUAUAGGUUUAUCAUUUUUAGAUGGUAUCGCUAUGCUGUCUGUAAUCUUUGUUGCAUUUCCUGUUUCACCUUCCUGCUCAGGAACUUACAUACUGAGGUUUGCCUUCACAGGAGAUAUACUCACAUAUGUGAUGUUUGACAUAUGUUUUUAAAGUAACAUGAUUAUGCUUUAAAAACUAAAUAUGAAAAUAUACUUGUAGACUACAAGUUAUAAUUGGGAGCUUCAACUGUUAACUUUUUUUUUCUUAUGGCAAAAGCAAUAAGCAAUCCCAUGAGAGUGGGGUUGAAAAUAAUACUUUUCUCAUAUAUGUGUGUUUGAAAGACCACUAUAUUUAUUUCAAUAACAACUAAAAAUUACCUUAAUCUGCAUUUGGAAAUAAACCCAAAUCGAAAUGGAAUUCAGAUGGAUGAAUUGAAAUUCAAAAUUCUCUUAACCAGAGACUUACCCAAUAAAUUACACCGUUAAUGAAUAAUUGCUGGAUUCCUGUUUAUCAUGUAAUUUGUGUCCAACUUACUGGCAUAGAGGGCAAAUCAUAGAAUGACAAAGAUUACGCAAUUCUUAUGUAGCACAUAGGGAAAAUAUGUUGAUUAACUUAGUGGUAAACAGUGUCAGAGUGUCAGGAUUAUUUCUACCCAUAAGGCUGGCCUGGGGAUCUGUUCACUAUCUUGCUAGUAUGAGUCACCAGCUCCUUCUUUUAGGCAAAGGCUCUCAAACUUGCACGUACGUUGGAAUCACCUGGGGAGCUUUGAAAUACACCAGUGCCUGGGUUUCAGUCCCAGAGAUUUUCAUAUAAUAACCUGGGGUGAGGCCUGGGAGCUGAGACUAUUUAAAACAUCCCAGGUGAUUUUAAUGUGCAGCUAGGUUGAGAACCAUUGCUUUAGAGUGGUCCUCUUUACCCUAAGAUGUAUCUGCACUGUGAUGAUCUCUAUUUCAACAGACAGUAGAUUAGAGGCUUUCUAGUGAAGGUAAAGAAUGUCUCCAUUUCAAAGCAUUCUAGAAAAUGUGUUAUACCAAAAAAGAUGCCUGGCUCCCAUACAUUAGUCUUGCUUUGAUCUUCCUCCUCUAUUUAUUCAUUAAGCAUUUAUUAUGUGUAAGAUACUGUGCAAUUUCAGAUUCCUGACCAUCCAGCCCGAUUCUGACCGUGCUCAAACCCCUCUUUAUAAGAUGUAGAGUUUUCAGGACAGUAUCAGUUUCUACCUCUGGAACUCAACCUCUGCCCUGGCUUUUUGCCUGUUGUAUGAGUCUGCAUUUCUGAUUAUGUCUUAAUUUUGAAAACAUUUCUAUUUUAAGGAAUAAAUAACAGGUAACAUCUUUUUUGAAAAGCGAUUUUGUAUGGAUGUAGGAGUAAUUAGUGUUUGAUCAUCAUCAAGUAUAGAAAUUUGGUGACCUUAUGCUAAAUAAGCACUGUAAUACUUAAAACAAGAUCUAGAAAUUUGCAACCACCAAAAAAGGAAUCCUGCCUUUCCUUUGCCAUGGAAAACAAAGAUGACCUUCCACCCUUGAACUACUUUAGUAGAAGGCUGUAUAUCAGAAUGUGUUUACAAAGGUACAUGGAUGAUUGGAAAGUCUGACUAAUUGAGAUCAAAUCCUUUGCCCUUAAUGUCUGUUGCUAACAAAUGUUAACACCAAAAUUAGCACAUGAACCUAGAUUGAGCUGUACUUUUUUUUAUGGAAAUGGAUGACAUUCUAUGAUAAGCUUAUGAGUGUUUUCAUCAUUUAAAUACUGGUAAUAUGAAUUUAAAUACAAUUGGAGUUGUUCAUUAAAAUUAUCAUGAUACUUUUGUUCUUUUUAAUAAUGAUUACAGCUAUGUUUUUACACAAGUGCUACAUACCCAAGAUAGAAAACUUGAAAAACUCCAAAAAGUACGAAAAAGGAAUUAUUUGUAAUAAUAUAUCCGCUCACGUCAAACACUAUUAAUUUUGGUGUGAGUCCUUCAUAGAGAGAUGAAGAGACAGACAUGCACACACAUAUAUACACGUAUUUAUUCAAAAAUACAGAGGUUAUAAAAAACAGAUCAAUAAUGUAUAACAAAAUUUAAUAUCUAGGGGCUUCUAAAAAUUUUGUGUCAAUUUUUCAGAGUUGAGAGCUACACCUAUACCUGUCUCUGUAUUAUUGAAAAAUAAUAACAUGGUAAACCUGGCCAGCUAUACAAAUGCUCUAAGGGUUGAGAUAGCAUGCAAAUAUAGCCUCACAUAUCAGUGUGUGAAAGCUGGAUAGACCACACAGCUCAGAAAAGGAAGUACACUCUGCAUAGCUAACUUGCACAUUCACUCUCCAAGCCACACCAUCUUCGUGGUCAUUGUGUGUCGGACACAUCAACUCUCUUCAAUCAAAAUGGAUGGAAAAGCAGAUGUGAAGUCCCUCAUGGCGAAAUUUAACACAGGGGGCAACCCGACAGAGGAGGUCUCAGUCAAUAGCCGACCCUUCAGAGUCACAGGGCCAAACUCAUCUUCAGGAAUACAAACAAGAAAGAACUUAUUCAACAACCAAGGAAAUGCCAGCCCUCCUGCAGGACCCAGCAACGUACCUAAGUUUGGGUCCCCAAAGCCACCUGUGGCAGUCAAACCUUCUUCUGAGGAAAAGCCUGACAAGGAACCCAAGCCCCCGUUUCUAAAGCCCACUGGAGCGGGCCCAAGAUUUGGAACACCAGCCAACCCAACCACCAGAGACGCCGAGGCGAAAGUGGGAUUUCUGAAACCUGUAGGCCCUAAGCCUAUCAACUUGCCCAAAGACGAUUCCAAACCUGCGUUUCCCUGGCCUCCUGGGAACAAGCCAUUACUUCACAGUGUAAACCAAGACCAUGACCUAAAGCCACCAGGCUCGAAAACUGGGCCUACUCCUCCAACUCCGGAAAGUGAACAGAAGCAAGCGUUUCCCAAAUUGGCUGGGGUUAAAGGGAAAUUUAUGUCAGCAUCACCAGAUCUGGAACCCAAGCCUCUCUUCCCCAAACCUGCCUUUGGCCAGAAGCCACCCCUAAGCACCGAGGACUCCCAUGAAGACGAAAGCCCCGCAAAGAAUGUGUCUCCAUCAAAAGGGGCCCCAGCUCCCCUGGGAGUCAGGUCCAAAAGCGGCCCUUUAAAACCAACAAGGGAAGACCCAGAAAAUAAAGACCAUGCAGGGGAGAUUUCAAGUUCGCCCUUCCCCGGAGUGGUUUUGAAACCUGCUGCGAGCAGAGGAGCCCCAGGCCUCUCCAGAAAUGGUGAAGAAAAAAAGGAAGAUAGGAAGAUAGAUGCUGCUAAGAACAUCUUCCUGAGCAAAAUCAAUCAGGAAGAGUCCGCCUCAGGGGCUCCUCCUGCCAGGCUCCCUAAGGCCCCUUCUAAGCUGACAGUCGGGGGGCCAUGGGGCCAAAGUCAGGAAAAGGAAAAGGGAGACAAGAAUUCAGCCACCCCAAAGCAGAAGCCAUUGCCUCCCUUAUUUACCUUGGGUCCACCUCCACCAAAACCCAACAGACCACCAAAUGUUGACCUGACGAAAUUCCACAAAACCUCUUCUGGAAACAGUACUAGCAAAAACCAGAUGCCUUACUCAACAACUUCCCCGCCACCACCUCCACCAGCCCAUCCGGCCAGCCAACCACCAUUGCCAGCAUCUCACCCAACACAACCACCAGCCCCAAGCCUACCUCCCAGAAACAUUAAACCUCCAUUUGACCUCAAAAGUCCUGUCAAUGAAGAUAAUCAAGAUGGUGUCAUGCACUCUGAUGGUGCUGGAAAUCUUGAUGAGGAACAAGAUAGUGAAGGAGAAACAUAUGAAGACAUAGAAGCAUCCAAAGAAAGAGAAAAGAAAAGAGAAAAGGAGGAAAAGAAGAGAUUAGAGCUGGAGAAAAAGGAACAGAAAGAGAAAGAAAAGAAAGAACAAGAAAUAAAGAAGAAAUUUAAACUAACAGGCCCUAUUCAAGUCAUCCAUCUUGCAAAAGCUUGUUGUGACGUCAAAGGAGGAAAGAAUGAACUGAGCUUCAAGCAAGGAGAGCAAAUUGAAAUCAUACGCAUCACAGACAACCCAGAAGGAAAAUGGCUGGGCAGAACAGCAAGAGGUUCAUAUGGCUAUAUUAAAACAACUGCUGUAGAGAUUGACUAUGAUUCUUUGAAACUGAAAAAAAACUCUCUUGGUGCUCUUUCAAGACCUACUGAAGAUGACCAAGAAGUAUACGAUGAUGUUGCAGAGCAGGAUGAUGUUAGCAGCCACAGUCAGAGUGGAAGUGGAGGGCUAUUCCCUCCACCACCAGAUGAUGACAUUUAUGAUGGCAUUGAAGAGGAAGAUGCUGAUGAUGGCUCCAUGCUACAGGUUCAAGAGAAGAGUAACACGUGGUCCUGGGGGAUUUUGAAGAUGUUAAAGGGAAAAGAUGACAAAAAGAAAAGUAUACGAGAGAAACCCAAAGUCUCUGAGUCAGACAAUAAUGAAGGUUCAUCUUUCCCUGCUCCUCCUAAACAAUUGGACAUGGGAGAUGAAGUUUACGAUGAUGUGGAUACCUCUGAUUUCCCUGUUCCAUCAGCAGAGAUGAGUCAAGGACCUAAUAUUGGAAAAGCUAAGGCAGAAGAAAAGGACCUUAAGAAGCUAAAAAAGCUGGAAAAAGAAGAAAAAGACUUCAGGAAAAAAUUUAAAUAUGAUGGUGAAAUUAGAGUUCUAUAUUUAACUAAAGUUACAUCUUCCAUAACUUCUAAAAAGUGGGGAACCAGAGAUCUGCAGGUGAAACCUGGUGACUCUCUAGAAGUUAUACAAAACACAGAUGAUACAAAAGUUCUCUGCAGAAAUGAAGAAGGGAAAUAUGGCUAUGUCCUUCGGAGUUAUCUAGUGGACAAUGAUGGAGAGAUCUAUGAUGAUAUUGCUGAUGGUUGUAUAUAUGACAAUGACUAGCACUCAACUUUGGUCAUUCUGCUGUGUUCAUUAGGUGCCAAUAUGAAGUCUGAAUUUUAAUUGGCAUGUUAUUGGGUAUCAAGAAAAUUAAUGCACAAAACCACUUAUUAUCAUUUGUUAUGAAAUCCCAAUUGUCUUUACAAAUUUUUAAAUUUUGAGCAUAGAAAAUGAUCUUUCUGCUUAGUUGCUAUCUCAGAAGACUACAUUAGUGAGGUGUAAGAAUUAUUAAAUAUCCCAUUUCUGCUUUGGCUACAAUUAUGAAGAAUUUGAAGAUACUUCUUUUAGACCAUCAAUAAGUAAUCCCCCUUCAAAAAAUAAAAAGAAAAGAAAAAGGAAAAGCAUUCAAGAAGAAAUGACCUGUCUAAAAAACCUAAGGAAGAAUAAUAAUAUAUGGAAGGAAAUUUUAAAACAUUCCACAAAAGAAAAAUUAUUGUUUCUACUUCUAAUUAUGAUUAUGCCUUAUAGUCUCUAUUCAAAUGACCUGUCUUUUAAAAAGGCAGUGCUGUUUUUUCUCUUGCUUGUGGGUUAAAUGUUUUAAAAAAUUAUAGCAGUAGUAGAACUUUUGUAUAAAAUUUGCCCCUAUUUGGCAAUUGUAUAUAUAUGUUAAUUAUUUGAUAUGAAUGUUAUGCAUUUAGUAUGCACAUUGAAGUCUAAACUGUAGAAGAGUCUGAAACAAGUUCUCUUUUUGCAGAUUCACAUGCUAACGGUUUAAUUCUAUGCUCUGUUUAAAGUACUCUUAUAACUAGAGUAGAUCUGAAUGAGGACAAUCCUAAAAUUAUGAGGAGUGGAAGAAUGGACCUUGAAACUAAC